UUGUCGAUUUGUUUUUCUCGUUGCGAAGAUUUGAGAGGUGAAAUCAGGGGACCGAAAGUGGUUUUCAUCGUUAGCACUCAAAAUCUCGUCCUGCAACAGAGAACACGCUUCGAGGAGUACCUGACGGACUACAGCAUCUGUGAUAUCUCCGGAAGCAACUCCACGGAAAUUCCCUUGGAUUUCCUGCUGAAAACUCAUGAUGUUGUCAUCCUAACGGCACAGAUCCUGCUGAACGCCUUGGUGAAGAACAACCUCGAAAUAUCUCACAUUACGUUGCUCAUCUUUGACGAAUGUCACCACACCAACAAGGACCAUGCGUAUAAUAAAAUCAUGCAGAACUACAUGGCAAUAAAGUACUUGGUGGCAACGGAAGAUCGUAAGCUACCACAGAUAUUAGGCCUGACUGCCUCUCUCGGAGUAGGAAAAUCAACCGAGUCAGGCAAGGCAAAAAACCACAUUCUAAAGAUUUGCGCCAACAUGGACGCUGCCUGUGUGAGUACUGUAAACGAGAACACCGAAGAACUGGAAAAGAAUGUGACUGGAGGGGUUCCAAAGAGAAGGAUGGAACAAGUGGACCAAGUUGCUAAUACAUUUGAGAAAGUCAUUACUCAGAUAAUGGGGAAAAUUGAAAAGGCCGCAGAGAGAUACUACGACUCCUCUAACGGAGUGCCUGCAGACCGAGUGGGUCAGCAGUAUCGUCAGUGGGUUGAAGGUCUCUACAAAGAUGCAAUUGGUAGAGGGAACCGUGACCUUGUCACGUAUGCUCAACAGCUGAGAAGGUAUCACGUUUCGCUCAUUAUCAACGACACAGUUCGUAUAAAGGACGCCAUGAAGUACCUGGACGAGUUUUUUGACAGUAUGGAUGAAACCAAAUUUCAAGAAACAGACCGCAAAUUACGAGAGUUGUUUCAGAAGGCCAAAAAGGCGAUCGAGUCGCGCCUGGACAAAGAGCCCAUCAACCCUAAACUACAGAAACUUAAGGAUCUCAUUCUGAAAUUCCACGAAGAAGAUAAAGAGAAAGGAAGGAAGGGAGAGACGAAAGGAAUUCUGUUCACCCGCACAAGAGACUCUACUGUCGGGAUACUGGGGUGGAUUAGUGAUACUAAAGAACUCAAAGAAAUUCUGAAACCAAAACCUUUAGUUGGUGCUGGAGAUGGAGAAGUGGGCAUGACACAAGGAGAGCAGGAAGCAAUUAUCGAAGAGUUCAAAAAAGGAGAAGUCAACAUCCUCAUUGCAACGACGGUGGCCGAGGAGGGCCUAGACAUUGGUGACUGUAACUUCGUGAUUCGUUACAACAUGGCGGGAAACGAGAUUUCCAGCGUACAGUCACGUGGUCGUAUCAGGGCAGACGAGGGGAAUUAUGUGUACUUGGGUGAUAAAAGAUCAAGAGGUGUUCAUCGCGAACAACUCAACCAGUACCGAGAAAUCUUGAUGGCGUCCGCGGUGUCUGAUGUACAGCAGAUGUCCCGUGACGAGUACAAAAAAAAGAUCGAGAGCAUCCAGAAAAAAGAUGUCCAGAAUAUCAAAAUGAAGAGUAUCCUAAGUGCAAAGAAGAAAAGAGGUGACCUUCAGUGCGACGAUGUGACAUUCUUCUGCAGAAGGUGCAACAAGAUGGCGUGCCAGUUGAACCAGUUUCGCCGGCUCAAAGACACCUUCCAUGUCAUUUUGGACAAGACGUUUGUCGAUGAAAAAGUCCAGUUAAAACCGAGGAAAAGAUCCAAAAAAAUUGAUGACAUACUGAUUGAAAAUAAGGUGCAUUGCAAGGAAUGUGACGAAGACUGGGGUACAACAGUGAAGAUCGAUGGCUGUACAUGGCCAUGUCUGAAGAUCACUGCAUUCGCUGUUGAAUACCCACAAAGUAAAAGAAACAUGUACAAAAAGUGGAGCGAAUUCCCGAUAGAGAUCCCGGAAGCUCAGCUCUCGGAACUUCUGCAAAACGACGAAAGCCUGGAUCUAGACCUGGAUGACAUGAAUUUCGAUUUCGAAUGAAUUUCGAUUUCGGUUGAGCGUAACAGAAUUUUGGCUUCAAAAAUAAUUUCAAUGCAUGGAUUUAAGUUUUUCACGUGGCAGCUACGUUCAUUGGCAUAAGUAUUGAAACUUCUAUUUAUGCCAGGUUCUAAUCUUCCCGGCAUAGAUGCCUAUGAGUACGCUAAACAGACCGCACAAAAUCUAGUGUUCCAAGCAACUGUGGCUAGCUGUCGCGUAAAUAAGGUCCGUUGCUAACCCCACCAAGCAUUUAUUUUGUAGUUUAAAACUAGUGGUAUUAGAGAUAAAUUGUAUAUAAAUAUUGCACAUAAUCAUCUUAUUUUUGCAACCGUGAAAGCCAUGCACUAAUUAAGCUGGAAUGGAAGGGCUUCCUGUACGUGCCACAAAUCAUGCAUGUACAUAAGGUCACCUAAUAAUGAAACUACUCUGUGUAUCAGAAAACUAAAACAGACUCUACUUCUCGUAUGUGUAAUAAUGCUGAAAACUCUUCCAUAAAUCGAUUAUGUACUGGAUAAUGCACAUCCACUCAAGGUGCUUUGUAUGUCAUUUAGUUGGUAAAUCAAAUGUUAAUUUAGAGCUUCUUUCUACUUGGCUGACAUAAAGGAAUUUGAGAGCGUCUUUCUAUA
This is a messenger RNA of Actinia tenebrosa (Australian red waratah sea anemone), 2612 nucleotides long. RefSeq names its product ATP-dependent RNA helicase DHX58. Gene Ontology annotation, cellular component: cytoplasm. NCBI's taxonomy places the organism in Eukaryota, Metazoa, Cnidaria, Anthozoa, Actiniaria, Actiniidae. The record is from RefSeq and is a predicted model, not a curated record. Gene Ontology annotation, molecular function: ATP binding; DNA binding; hydrolase activity.